Elaeis guineensis (African oil palm) is the source of this 3199-nucleotide messenger RNA. RefSeq names its product protein tesmin/TSO1-like CXC 5. Gene Ontology annotation, biological process: regulation of DNA-templated transcription. The record is from RefSeq and is a predicted model, not a curated record. Lineage: Eukaryota; Viridiplantae; Streptophyta; Magnoliopsida; Arecales; Arecaceae. Gene Ontology annotation, cellular component: nucleus.
CAACGAAGGGUGGUGUUCCAUAAUUAAAACCAAUGACUGGCGUCUGGUGUUAUACCACUAUUUUGAAUUAAACCCUUUUUUAAUCACAAAGUGCAUCUUAUUUUGGUCACCUCCCAUUUUUAUUUAACUAAAAAUCGUAUAGGUAAUUUUACUUUUUAAAUAAAUUCUAAAUUUAUCACGGAAUUGAAUGUGCUUUAUUCCCUCAACACACCCACGCAUGCACACGCACACACAAACCAAAAAAAAAAAAAAAAAUUACUAUUCCAUGGUACAUGCCUAUUCCUCAACAGCAGAAGAGGUAUCCCUCCCAAAUUUAAUCUGAAUCUAAAUGCUACCUUGUAAUUUCAUCCCCCUUCAACGAAGUGUGUCCUGAUGAACCGGGGAUCCCUUUACAGACGCAACUCGUUCGCCCCGGUAAUUUUAGCGGGAAAGCCCACAGAUAGCGCUAAACCUCUCUCUAUGCUUGCGCGAGGCAUCCAGAGAUGUGUUGGAAUCAAACUCCACCAUGUGAUGUCUUUCUUUAUUACUUUCCCUAUUUUUAAAUCGCCCUUUUAAACGUAUAAAACUGCUCUCCCCACUCCAAUCCGACGGCCACCGACAGACCACCACCAAGCCUACGGAUACUUACCGCACGAUGGGAUCAGGAUAUCCCAUCCGUCCGAUCAAUUAUUAGAAUUUGAUUUCAAAACUCGAGAGGGAGAGAGAAGAAAGGCCCCUCCCAGCUUCUCCUCCUCCCUUCUCCUCUUCUCCUCGAAAUUUUUUCCUGCAUAACCCCAAAAAUUUCAUCUGUUUCGCCCUCCCCCUGCUCCACCCCCGUCGCCGGAUCUCCAGCGCACGAUUCCGUCUUCUACAGCCCUACGGCCGGGAUCUCCUCGGGACUCCACCGCUCCCCUGCUCUUCGCUCGCGCCACUCGCCUCUCCAUCGAUCUCCCUGCGACCGCCCGCCCGAUCCGAAUGCUCUCGGAUGCUCUUUAAUUUCCCGCGCUGAUGCUGGAUUUGAUGGUUCCCGGCGGGAGCGAGAUCUCCUGAUCGUUUUCGUUGGCUUUUUGUUUCGAUUUCCUGGGCGCUGGUUUUAGGAUUCGGCGGCUGCGAUGGAGCAAGGCAUUAAAUCCGCUGCGCCGAUACCGUCCGAUUUCCCUCCGAAGAAGCUCGCCCGCCAGCUGGAUUUCACAGCGGCCCACUGUGAAUCGGCGGGGGCGGGGGCCCUCGAGCAGCAGUCGCCGCUGCCGCUGCCGGUGUCUCGCCCCUCGAUUCAAACAUCCGUGAAGCUGGGGUCCCCAAGAUCAAGGCCGUUGCCAAUAUUUGAAGCUAAAGAUGGUACUCCAAAGAAACAGAAGCAAUGCAACUGCAAAAACUCAAGAUGCUUGAAGCUGUAUUGUGAGUGUUUCGCAUCUGGGUUAUAUUGUGAUGGUUGCAAUUGUGUAAAUUGUUGUAACAAUGUUGAGAAUGAAGCUGCUAGGCAGGAAGCUGUUGAAGCUACUUUGGAGCGCAAUCCAAAUGCCUUUAGGCCAAAGAUUGACAAUAGUCCACAUGCAAACCGGGAUAGUAGGGAGGAAGCAGGAGAACCACCUUUGGUGGGAAAACAUAAUAAAGGAUGCCACUGCAAGAAGUCCGGGUGCCUCAAGAAAUACUGCGAGUGCUUCCAGGCAAACAUUCUUUGCUCUGAUAACUGUAAAUGUAUCGACUGCAAGAACUAUGAAGGAAGUGAAGAGAGGCGUGCCCUUUUUCAUAGUGAGCAGGGAAUUUCUCAUUCAUACAUCCAGCAAGCAGCUAAUGCUGCAUUAAAUGGGGCAAUUGGAUCCUCUGGUUUUGGAUCCCCUCCAGCAUUCAAAAAGAGAAAAACACAGGAGCUCUUUCUUCCCCCUACAGUAAAGGAUCAAUCCAUUCUCAGGCUUCAACAAUUCCCACAGGCUAAUCAUAUAAAGACAUGUGCACCUGCUUCUUCUUUUGCUUCCACAACAGUAGCCCAUGCUAUUAAUCCUAUUCAAGCAGGAUCUUGGAAAGUCACAUACAGGUCUCCUCUAGUGGACAUUGUCCAGCCUGAGGAUGUGAAGGAGCUCUGCAAGCUUUUGAUUAUGGUAUCAAGAGAGGCUGCAAAGACAUUUGCUGAUCAGAAAGCAUGUGAGGAGAAUCCAGCGCAUGCAGAAGACCAAACAGAUUGCUCGCUUGCGUCGUGGAACCAAGACAUGGAUGCGAGCCAGAGGGAGCCAGAUGUUCAGAAAGAACCAGUGGAUGACUGUUCAAAUGGAACUGAUAUGGACAGAGCAAAUGUGGAGUUGUCUGAAUCUGACCAUGUGGAUGUGCAUGAAGGUAGUAAGCCUAUGUCACCUGGGACACUAGCAUUAAUGUGUGAUGAGCAAGACACAAUAUUUAUGACAUUCCAGAACAAUAGCACAUCUUCUAGAUUUUUGUCCAACCAAAAUGUUUCGGAGGUCUAUGUGGAGCAAGAGAGGUGUGUGUUGAUGGGACUCCGAGACCGUCUCCGAUGGCUCAUAAACUGUGGAAAGAUCAAAGGUAAGCCAAACUACUCAGGAGUACUCAACAGAAGUGAUUAUAUGGAUGUCCACCAUUUAAUUAUUAAUAAGCACAGUACUCGUCAAUGGCCAUGAAAUUUGAAACAUCCAAUCUCCAAGAUUCAGUCAACAAUGCUCCCAUUCUGAGCAGUUCAGAUGCAAAUAGACCUAUGAACUCAGUCCCUGCUUCUGCAAAUUAUUCUCCGCCUCCAAAAGGACAACAAUCUAUAGCAAAUGGUGACUGAAGAACUAAGGCCGAGAAGUCAUAAAUGCAGACAAUAAAGCUGAAAGAUGGAAAAGAAAUUUCAGCUUCCAUGGCAAACUGCUGCAUCCUUGUGUAAUCUUCUGAACGCUAAUGGAUGUUGAUGGAAGCUUAGCUUGGGUUGGUAUUUUCUCAUUGCUUCUUGACGAAUAGGUCAGGCCCUGCCAGCCCAGUCAUUUUUUAACUGACUCAUGAUUUACGUGCUCUAUAUAUAAUCAUUCAUCAUGCUGCAUGGUGGAUUGUUCAUGUCCGUUCGUUUUCAUUUCUUUGUUGUCCAAAAACCCUUCUCAUCUUUCCACAUCCAAUUAAAUGAUGGUGAAUAAGAAUGAAUUAACUAUUUGAUGGAGGGAAUUUUGAUGAACAAGGAAAAUUUCUGAGGAUAUUAUUGUAUAGGGUCUCUCUCUGUUCAAGACGCAAGAUGGAU